Molecule: messenger RNA, 1529 nt
Organism: Cucumis sativus (cucumber)
Lineage: Eukaryota; Viridiplantae; Streptophyta; Magnoliopsida; Cucurbitales; Cucurbitaceae
Product: F-box protein At5g07610
Exons: 1
Coding region: 135-1316 (393 amino acids)
Molecular function (GO): protein binding
Source: RefSeq, a predicted model, not a curated record
AAAAAAUCAAAUUGCAAAGCUUUCACAAGAAGCCUUUGAAUUAGUCUCCAAUGGCUUCCUUCCUAUGCAAUUUUGCUUUCAAUCAGUUUCUUUAAAACCUCUCCCAUCUUCUACCUCAACUUCAUCACUCUAAAAUGCUCUCCUCCAAACUCCCCCGCACCUCCCCCGCCACCGAACAAGUUCUCAUCAACGACGAUCUCUUCUUCCAAAUACUCCUCCGUUUACCCAUCCGUUCCCUUCUCCGAUUCAAAUCCGUCUCCAAACGAUGGCUUUCCCUCAUUUCCAAUCCCAAUUUCUCUCACCGUCGAACUAUUUCCCAUCAUCCCAAUCCCACUCCUUCAGGUAUCUUCUUCCCCCGUCCAACCCCUAAAUCCCCUCCAUUUGAUUUCAUCAAUUUCACCACAAAUCCAUCUAGGCCUCCAUUCGAAUCUCCCCAUUUCGCCGACGACAAACACGGAUUUCUUAUCCUCCAAUCAUGUAAUGGAUUGUUCUUAUGCAGCACUUACAAUGGAAACUACUCGACAAGAGAUUUUUACAUUCAUAAUCCAACAACGAACCAUCACACGAAGCUUCCCUAUCUUCAAGUCGGAGCAGUUUUCGGUCUCAAUUUAGCAUUUGAUCCUCUACGAUCAUCAGAUUACAAAGUGAUUUGCGUUCGAUACUCCGAUGCCUACACGGACACCUUCCAAAUCGAGAUGUAUUCCUCUGUAACCGGCCCUUGGAGGCCCGUCCAAGGCGUGUUUUCAGCUCCAUUGAGUAUGAGAUUCGAUUCCGGAGUGUACUGGAACAACGCUGUUCAUUGGAUCAGCACUUCGGAAAACAGUCUUUACUUCGAUCUACGUGAAGAGAAAGUCCAUGACUUACCAAUGCCUGGAGUUCCCGACGGACAGGAACAGAGAAGGGUGAAGUAUUUUGGGACUUGUGGUGGGAAUCUUAAUUUGAUAGAAAUCUAUGAAGCUCAAGAAAUGGAGUUGAAUGUUUAUCAAAUGCAAGACGAUCAUUGUGGUUGGUUUGUGAGGUAUCGUGUUGAUCUUCGUGGCGUAUCUGUUGUGUUUCCGGAAAUGAUUCCAUCUGAAGAUGAUGCGGACUUGGGUUUGUUCCCCAAAUUCUCGGUGGCGGCCGUUGUUGAAGGAAUUGAGGAAGCGUCUGUUGUUUUGGAAGUUGAUGGGAAAAUCGUGAGAGUGAACGUUGAGAGUGGAAGAUUUGAGAGAUUGGGAGAGAUCGAGAAGGGUGGAUGUUCUUCACAAUUACCACUGGCUGUUGGGUUUGGACGGAUUGAUGCAUUUUUGUACAUUGAGAGCCUUGCAUCUGUUUAAAUGUUUAAUUUCAAAGACACAUCUAAUAACAAAAAGGAAAAAGUUCAAACAAUUGUUCCAAGAGAUAUGUAGGAGACUUAGCCUACUGUCCACUCUCAUAAGAGUAUCUAUAGGAUUUGUGGAGUCAGAGGCGAAAGGCUCUCUAUGGAUACAUAUAUUUUUUUUUGUUUUGUUAUCAAUACUAAUUUGAUAAUAUCUCUUCUUGUACUCAAA